Pantherophis guttatus is the source of this 2130-nucleotide messenger RNA. NCBI's taxonomy places the organism in Eukaryota, Metazoa, Chordata, Lepidosauria, Squamata, Colubridae. The record is from RefSeq and is a predicted model, not a curated record.
AUGUAUCAGCAAAUCCUUGCUUUGGUGUUUGCUGUCAAGGAGAUCAAUAAGAACUCUGAGCUCUUACCGAACAUCACAUUGGGUUUCCACAUUGUGAACAACUAUUUCCCUGCAAGGAUUACCUAUAAAGCAAUCCUGAGCUUACUUUCUACACAGCAGAAGUUUGUCCCCAACUUUACCUGUGAUUUAAAGAAAACAUUUAUUGCUGCUAUUGGAGGACGUUUAACAGAGACCUCAUUCAACAUGGCCACAGUUCUUGCCAACUACAAGAUUCCACAGAUGGUCCCAAAUGAAAUGCAUCAAUACACUGGGGUUAUUCAAUUACUUCAGCAUUUUGGAUGGAAUUGGAUUGGCAUUUUGGCUGUGGAUGAUGACUAUGGCGACAUGUUUUUGCAGAAAAUUGAACCAUUGCUUUUCCAAAACAGCAUUUGUUACGCUUUCAUACUUAGAACACCACCGAAGGCGUAUCUAGAUGAAUAUAUACACUUCAUUUCAAUGGAAGUAAGAUAUGAUCAACUCUUUAUGGAUGAUAAAGUCAAAGUCUGUUUAAUUUAUGCCCUAUCUCCAGCCAUGCAAAAUCUGAGAGUGAUCAUCCUUGUAGCAUCUUGGAGUUCACUGCAACCUUUGGGUAAAGUAUGGAUUGUUACUUCCCAUUGGAAUUUUGAAUCCCUGGCCAUUCAGAGACUUUGGGGUAUACAGAGUUUCUAUGGUGCUCUGUCAUUUGCAGUUCGCUCAAAAGAGCCUCCCGGAUUCCAAGAAUUUCUUCACACUGUAAGGCCAUCUUGGACAAAAGAAGACAAUUUCAUUCAGAAUUUUUGGGAGCAGGCAUUUGACUGCCCAUUGCACAUUUCUGGUAUAAAUGAAAAUAACAAGUUCCAUUCUUUCUUGAAAAGCAUCAUAUUCAACAACAGUGUGGGAGACACUAUUAUAUUUAAUGAAAACAGACAACUGAUUACGGUUUUUGAUGUUGCAAACUGGAUUACUUUCCCCAAUAAUUCCUUUUCUCGAGUGAAGGUUGGAACCUUUGAACCUUGGGCUUCACCAGGCAGAGAAUUAACUCUUGAUGACAAUCAAAUUGUAUGGCACAGAAGCUUUAACCAGGUGCUUCCUCUAUCUGUGUGCAAUGACCACUGCUAUCCAGGGUCCUACAGAAAGAAGAAGGAAGGAGAGAAAUUUUGUUGCUAUGAUUGUGUGCCCUGUUCAGAAGGACAAAUCUCAGAUAAAAUAGAUAUGGAUGUCUGCAUGAAAUGUCCAGGCAAUGAAUAUCCCAACAAUAAUCAAAAUCAAUGUAUUUCCAAAGUGUUGACCUAUCUCUCUUAUGAUGAACCCUUAGGAAUCCUCUUUGUUACAUUGGCUACUGUUUUCUCUUUGAUUACAGUCCUCGUGCUUGGAAUAUUUUGGAUGCAUCAAGAGACUCCAAUUGUCAAAGCCAACAACUGGAGCCUCACUUGUGUCCUCCUCCUUUCCCUUCUACUCUGCUUUUUCUGCUCCUUUCUCUUCAUGGGAAGACCUGGAAGGUUGACUUGUCUUCUCCAACAAACAACUUUUGGCAUUAUCUUCUCAGUGGCCCUUUCAUCUGUAUUGGCAAAAACCAUGAUUGUGAUUCUGGCAUUUAUGGCAACUAAACCAGGAUCCAGAUUGAGGAAAUGGGUAGGGAAAGGACUGGCCAAUUCUAUUGUCCUUUCAGGUUCUUUCAUCCAGGUGGGGAUUUGCACUGUUUGGCUGAGUACUUCUCCCCCUUUCCCAGAUACAGAUUGGCAGUCCCUGAAGGGAGAAAUCAUUAUGGAAUGCAAUGAAGGCUCGGUGAUCAUGUUUUACUCUGUCUUGGGUUACAUGGGCUUCCUGGCUAUUGUCAGCUUUAACAUUGCUUUCCAAGCCAGGAAGCUUCCCAGCAGUUUCAAUGAGGCCAGGUUUAUCACUUUCAGCAUGUUGGUCUUUUGCAGUGUUUGGCUGACGUUUGUUCCAACCUACCUGAGCACCAAAGGGAAAUACAUGGUAGCUGUGGAGAUCUUCUCUAUCUUAUCCUCCAGUGCUGGUUUACUGGGGUGUAUAUUUUGCCCCAAAUGCUACAUCAUUUUAAUGAGACCUGAGAUGAACAAGAAAGAAAAUUUAGUAAGGAUGGAACAGUAA